UAUCUCGUAUGAAUAACCUAAACACCAAAACCAGAACCUAAACGGCUAAACCUAAAACCACAACACCGAGGAGGAGACGAAGAACAAAAUUCAAUUCCCAAUUUAUUUAGAAUUCCAUUAUUAUUGUAUAAUUGGUCGAUGCUUCUAUCUUAGAAGCGCUAAUCUUUUGUUAAAUGCUUUGUUUCUCUCACAUGUCUUCUUCAGUACUCUCUGUUUGCUCUGUCAACUCUGCGACUAGGUUUCCUCAUCAAACCUUAAUUUUUCCUAUGCACUUUCUUCUUUAUUUUACACCCAAAAUAUUUUUAUCCUUAGUUUGAGAAUUUCUUGGAUUUACUUUCGAACAUGAGUGACCCCUCCAAGGUGUUAUUGUUUGGGUCAUUCACAGAAGAUGAAACUAGGUCUUUGCUGAAUCCAAAUUCUACCGGUUCAGAAAAGCCAGUGGGAAAUACAGAAUCGCGAGUCAAUUCCCCAAAGCUGGUGCCUGUGUUGACUUUUGGUAAUUUUAGUGGCAUCGAUAACAUACAGUUUGGCUUCCCAAAUAAGCCUGAAGGCUCACAUCUCUCUGAAGCUUCACAUUCCUCUAAUAUCCAAAAGGGAAAUGAAGUUUUGGCAACAAAAACGGCUGGAGAUAACUUGUCAAAAAAUCAUAAAGAAAAUGGAACUAUUGGGAAAUCCGUUCAUUCUUGUAAUAAUGGAAAUGAGGCAGUAAUCGAUGACAUCGCUUUUACCAGAUUACAUGUAUCUGACAAUGAGAAUGGGACAAUAAAAUCCCCUAGCUUGAAAUUGAAUGAUGAAGAAGCCCACUGGAAGUUAAAAGGGACUGCUAACAAUUCCUCAGUUGAAGCACAAUCCGAGGCCAAUUUUAAGGAGGAUGGACCUGUUUUAGGUGUGAUAGAUUUACUACCUCGAGGCCUAAUCAACUCUGGAAAUUUAUGCUUCCUUAAUGCAACAUUACAGGCACUUUUGUCCUGUUCUCCAUUUGUUCAACUUCUGCAGAGACUAAGAACUUGUAACAUUCCAAAGGUUGGCUAUCCAACAUUAACUGCAUUUGUCGAGUUUAUUGGUGACAUCAGCAUUUCAGGAAGGCCAAGUUUCCUUGACAUGCCUAAGGGUUCCAGGAUGGACAGGAAAGAUUCUACUACUGUUCUUAAAAUGGGCAGUUCGAUCUGUCCCUCUAUGUUUGAACUGGUACUGAAGAACUUUACUCCUGAUGUGGUCAGCACCAUUUCAGGAAGGCCAAGACAAGAAGAUGCACAAGAAUUUUUAAGUUUCAUCAUGGAUCAAAUGCACGAAGAAUUGCUGAAGCUUGAGGGGCAACCUAAUUUGAAUGGAAAAAAAUCAUCUUUUGUUUCUACACCCGAGGACGACGAGUGGGAGACAGUUGGCCCGAAGAAUAAAUCUGCUGUUACAAGAACGCAAAAUUUUGCUCCCUCAGAGCUCAGUUCAAUUUUUGGGGGACAACUGCGUAGCGUAGUCAAGGCAAGAGGAAACAAAGCCUCUGCCACUGUUCAGCCAUUUCUUUUGCUCCAUCUAGACAUUUCCCCUGAAGCUGUGCAUACCAUUGAAGAUGCUCUCCACUUAUUUUCUGCCCCGGAAACACUUGAUGAGUACCGGACUAAGGGAAAGGCUGGAGUUGUGACGGCCCGAAAAUCUAUCAACAUACAAUCACUUCCCAAGAUAAUGAUAUUACAUCUGAUGCGUUUUCGUUAUGGAAGCUCUGGAAGCACUAAGUUACACAAGGCAGUGCACUUUCCUCUUGAACUAAUGCUAAACCGUGAUCUGCUUGUUUCCCCAACCACUGAGGGCCGAAGAUAUGAACUUGUAUCGACCAUAACCCACCAUGGCAGUGAAGCCUCAAAAGGGCAUUAUACAGCUGAUGCUAUUUACCCUGAUGGCCAAUGGUUACGGUUUGAUGACGCAUCAGUGACUGCAGUUAGCACCAGCAAAGUGUUGCACAACCAGGCUUAUGUUCUCUUCUAUAAACAAUUAUAAAGACAAGAAGUUUCAUCCCAAAAUUCUCUAGAACGAGUGUGGUGUUAACAUGAAACGGAGACAAUUUAAGUGGAAUGGUUUCCACAAACUGCUUUUGCCUCCCUCAAGCAGAGUUCCUCCAAAUCUGAAUGUUCUUAUUGGUCGAGAGUUGCUGUAUCGGUUAGGGUCAACAACAGACAAUCUAUGGGAAUUUUGUCACUUAAUUUUGAUUUUUUUUUGUCAUUUUUAUGCUAUGCUAUUUUUGUCAGCCUGGUGACUGGAUAUGCUUGUGUGGAUAUUCAACUUUUUGUAUGGUACAUGCUCUUAUGCAAGUUUGUGAAAUAGAAAGUGUAAGAUAAUAGGGAAUGUUAAUUAUA
Molecule: messenger RNA, 2348 nt
Organism: Olea europaea var. sylvestris
Lineage: Eukaryota; Viridiplantae; Streptophyta; Magnoliopsida; Lamiales; Oleaceae
Product: ubiquitin carboxyl-terminal hydrolase 24-like
Exons: 8
Coding region: 343-1992 (549 amino acids)
Biological process (GO): protein deubiquitination
Cellular component (GO): nucleus; cytosol
Molecular function (GO): cysteine-type deubiquitinase activity; cysteine-type endopeptidase activity
Source: RefSeq, a predicted model, not a curated record